AUGCUUGCGGUUCUGGCUACUUUAAUGGCUUAUCUACAAGUUGGGAUGAAUGUUAAGGCACAAGUAGUGACCGGUUUGGGUGGUAGUUUACUGGGUGCUGUUUACGCACUAUCUUAUCUCUAUCGUAAUCGACCAAUCAUUGGCUCUUUACUAUCUGUAAUCGUGUUAGCUAUGAUUUGGUUUAUCUAUGGAGCAGUAGAAAGAGUCUUUAGUUAUAACUUAGUGGAUACAAUUAUCUUUAUGUUGGCUACUAAUGCCAGACCUUUGAAAAGUAUUACAGCUUAUGCUGAGAGUGUAAGAACAAAUUCACCCAAUCGCGCCAAGCAAGAGAUGGGCAAAAACAUGCCAGCGAUAAGAUCAAGUUAUUGGCGAGUCGUAGAUAAACUAUCCUUUGAACAGUCUUUAGAAGAAAUGAUCUGUCGGAUGAUUCUUAUGGCCGGUUUAGUCUUACUAGGCCAGAGUUGCGGACUCGGCUUUGAUACUCCCUGGUUCAGACCUGUCAUGAGCUGGACAACUCUAAGCCUACUUAUUGGCAAAGUUUCUUUAUUCGUACUGUUCUCCUAUGGAUGUAGAUGGAUUGAAUCUGAACUUACAGGUGGUCACAGACCCGGAGCUAUGAAUCGAGAUAUGACGCAAUUCUGGCAAAAAUUACUAUAUAUGGUAAUAAUAAGCAAGAUGGCCUGUAAAACUAUAAAAUAG
Nematocida homosporus is the source of this 699-nucleotide messenger RNA. RefSeq lists its product as uncharacterized. The coding region runs from base 1 to 699 and encodes 232 amino acids. Lineage: Eukaryota; Fungi; Microsporidia. The transcript has a single exon. The record is from RefSeq and is a predicted model, not a curated record.